This is a messenger RNA of Dichotomopilus funicola, 1653 nucleotides long. RefSeq lists its product as uncharacterized. The transcript is spliced from 6 exons. The record is from RefSeq and is a predicted model, not a curated record. Bases 1 to 1653 code for a protein of 550 amino acids. NCBI's taxonomy places the organism in Eukaryota, Fungi, Ascomycota, Sordariomycetes, Sordariales, Chaetomiaceae.
AUGAGGAUUGCCAAAACGCUCCUCUCGUUGGCCCUCGUGGCCAAUGCGGCCGUGGCUAGCUCGUGGUUUUCCAACGCGGCCUACAACAAAUGGCACGAGACGGAGUUAGAGCGGUGGUUGUCCGACCACGAUGUGCCCUACCCCACGCCCGCCGACCGCAAAGACCUGGAGAAGCUCGUACAAACGAACUGGGACCAGAACAUUGUCGAGCCCUACCGCGCUUGGGACACCGAGAAGCUCACCAGCUUCCUGAAGCAGAAAGGCGUUGAGUCCAAGGACUCGGCCGAGGAGACCCGCGACUCGCUCCUCGCCCGCGUCAAGGGCUCCUGGUACGAGUCGGAGGAGAAGGCCCAGGAUGCGUGGGCCAAUGUCAAGGAUUGGAUUCUGGAUACCUGGACUGAUAGCCAGCUCAAGGCGUUUGCCGAUCGUCAUGGGAUUCCGGUUCCGCAGCCACGUAAGCGGGAUACGCUGCUUCAGAAGAUCCGCGAGAGAUAUGAGACCGUUGCUCAGAAGGCCGGCGAGGCGGCUGCGUACCCUGGCAACUGGCUGUAUGAGACCUGGACUGAAUCCGACCUGAAGGAGUGGCUCGACACUCAUGGUUUCCCGGCCCCCCAGCCCACUUCUCGCGAUAAACUUGUGGCCGCAGUGCGCCGCAACUCUCGGCUUGCCUAUCUGCGGCUACAAGAGCAGGCCGAGUGGUCCAGGAAGAGCACCGAAGAGGCCUACGCCUCGCUGACCGAUAAGCUCAUCGACUCGUGGGGCGAGUCGCAGCUCAAGGAGUUCUGUGACAAGAACGGCAUUAAUGUUCCCCAAGGCACCAAGCUCAACCAGCUCCGCAAGCUCGUCCGCAAGCACCGCGCUGAGCUCCUCGGUGAUACCAUUUCUGGCACUGCAGCCUCAGCCUUUGGUGCCGCCACGUCCAACAUCAACCAGGCUGCUGCCAAAGCGACGGACACCGCUUCUCAGGCUGUCCAGGACGCUUUUGACAAGGCCAUCAACACCUGGUCUGACACCCGUCUUAAGGGCUACCUCGAUGCCCGUGGCGUUCCCGUUCCCCAAGGCACCAAAACCAACGAGCUCCGCGCCCUAGUCCGCAAGCACUCUUAUAAGGCAGCCUCCGGAUGGACCGCCUGGACCUGGGACGACCUCAGCAUCGAAAACCUCCGCAGCUACCUCGCCUCUAGCGGCAACGCCGCCGCCAAGAAGGUCGCCGACAAAUCCACCGCAACCCGCGAUGAACUCGUCGCAGCCGCCCAGUCCGCAUACGCCUCAGCUUCAACCGCCGGCGGCGGUUCCUACGCCUCGGCCACCUCGUUCCUCUCUAAAGCUACCGACACGGCUAAGGCUAACGUCUUCGAGACCUGGAGCGAGAGCGACCUCAAGUCGUAUCUGGACAGCUACGGCGUUCCCGCGCCGCAAGGGUCGACGCUCAACGAGCUCCGUGCCCUCGCCCGCCGCCAGUACACGUACUACAAGUAUGGCACGACCACCCCCGCCGAGACGCUCUAUGCGAAGGUCCGGGAGAAUGUGCUGGACGGCUGGGACUGGGUUGCCAGCCAGCUGCGGAUCGGGUCGGAUGCGGCCAAGAAGAAGGCCGGUGAGGUCGAGGCGGAGGCACAGAAGAAGGGGCAGAAGAUGCAUAAGGAGCUCUAA